AUGUCUAGCAAUCGAGGCUUGGUGAUUGGUGGCACCGCCGUCGCUGGCGGCAUUGGCUACUACCUGUACAGAGCCGGCGGCAACCCGAAGGUCGCAGAGAGGGAGGCUGAACGCGACGUGACGAAGCUUAGGGGCGGUGCCGCAGGCACGAAGGACGAGGCAAAGGCCGAGUUCAAGCUCCACGCCGAGGAGGUCGGGCAGAAGCUUGAUUCCGCUCUCGAGAAAGCGAAGGCCGAAACGCACAAGCUCGACGCAAAGCUUGAGAACUACCGCGCCACUGCCGAGAAGAAGAUUGAUGAGUACACGAAGGAGGCUGGGAAGGAGCUGCACACUGCUGUGGACACGUUCGACAAGAAGGUGACGGAGACUGCUGCGAAGUCCAAGGGCUAUUUCUCAAGCUGGUUCGGCGGAAAAUAG
Coniosporium apollinis CBS 100218 is the source of this 417-nucleotide messenger RNA. RefSeq lists its product as uncharacterized. Bases 1 to 417 code for a protein of 138 amino acids. The record is from RefSeq and is a predicted model, not a curated record. The transcript is spliced from 3 exons. Lineage: Eukaryota; Fungi; Ascomycota; Dothideomycetes.